AUGCGCGGAAGGUUCGACGAAGCCGCGUCCCUCGCAACGGCUCCCAGCGCAGAACACGGGGUCCUUGACGGGAAGGAAUCGGCACCCGUGUUUAUCCGCGCGGCUGCGACGGCCACUGCAGCCGCCAUAGGUCUCAGCAUCGUGACUGCCGCGCCUUGCCUCCCAACCGUCUCCCCUGCCUCCGCCGCCGCUUUCAACCGCGUUGCUGACGUGGCGGCGGCGGGGCUGCCGGCGGAGGUUCUGCCGCCGAUCGCGGCGGUGAAUACGGGCGACGUGUGGCCGUCGCUGUACCACUCGGCGCAGUUCUUCUCGUCGUUCCGCCCGCUGCCCGUUCCGAUCACGUUUGACGAAGGAAGCUUCGCGGAUCGAUCGGGCUUCGCCGCGCCGCCGUUAGUGUACACUUACCCCUCUACUGACGCGUCGGUGGAGACGCGUAACGAGCCGCUAACGGCUCGCGCAGUCGCUGAAUCGUCCGCAGUUCCGGCAUCGCUGCCGGUUAGUCUACCGGCUUCACUACCGGCCGCCUUACCCGCUUCUCUCCCGGCCGGAAACUUCGCGUUGCCCGCACCUUCCGCUGCGGUUUUGCGCGUGCCCCCUUCUGGGGCUGCGGUAACCAGUGCGCCUGUGGCGCUCGAAUUUCCCGCCGCUCCCGCCGCGUCCGCGGAUGCGGGGAAGGAAGCGGCGGGUUCCGCGGGCGCGGAUGCGGGCGCGGGUGCUGACGUGGUGUUAGGCGUGAAUGUGUCCGUGCUAAAAGCCGCCUUUGGCACUGUGUUUAAGCUGUUCGGCAUCUGCGCAUUCGUGGUGUGUCUACAGAAGUCGGGCAUUCUACCCAAGUCCACGCCUUCAGUGCUCAGCCAGGUUUCCUUUCGAGUGCUCAUCCCGUGCUUCCUCAUGACCAAGGUGGCCGCCACUCUUUCUGGCGAGUCCCUCUCAGCCCUUGCAGUGCUGCCGCUCAUCGCCAUUCUCCAGGUAUUGGUAGGCACGGUGCUCGGCAAGGCCGCGUGUCUCGUGGCCUUCCACAAGCCCUCGUCGCUGCUGCCCUCCGCUGCUCUGCUUCCCUCUCUUGUCACCGGCAACACCUCCAGCAGCAGCAGCAGCAGCAGCGGCAGCAACAGCAGCAGCAAGAACAACCUAAAGCACAGUGACGGCACCAGCAGAGAAACCCACACUGAGCCUGUUUCCACUGCUGCUGAACCAGCAUCAACGGCAGCAGCAGUGUCAACAGCACUAGCAUCGGCAGAAGCAGCGGCGGCAGCACUGCGAACCAAGGAGUCGGUGGUAACGGCCGUGUGUGCGUUCAGCAACUCCCUCUCGCUGCCUCUGGUCUUCCUCACGGCACUUCUCAGUCAAGUGGACGGCGACAGGGCAGCUGGUUACCUCGCUCUCUUUAUGAUGGGCUGGCAGCCGGCACUGUGGACGAUUGGCUACAGCAUUCUCAAGGACGCGGGCAAACCUGCAGGCGGUGCGAGCAGCAGCAGCACCAAGGCAACUGCCACUAGUGGCGCUGGUCAUGCUGCGGCUGCUGGUGGUGGUGUUGGGGGCGUGCGAGCGUGGGCGAGCAACGCUGUGGAGUGUGUCUCUGGCGUGGCCAAGAAGGUGUUCAACCCGCCCAUGUAUGGGGUGCUCGUGGGGGUUGUUAUCGGCACCACCCCGCUCGGCCAUUUCUUCCUGCCCGCUGCUGCCGAUGCUGCUGCGGCUGCUACAGCCGCCGCUGCUGGCUCAGGCGACCUGCUGUCUUCUCUCUUCGGCCCCGCUACAGCCGGAGUGCUGCACCCGCUGUUUGGGGCUGCAGGUAUGCUCGGGGGAGCAUGCGUCCCAGUCCAAACCAUUGUCCUCUCCUCCUCCCUUGCCGAUGCCCUCCCUGCCAACCUCUCCUGGCCAAAGUUCCUCCCCGCGCUCCCCAACCUGCCCACUCCUCCCAACCCCUUCGCAAACCUCCAAAAGUCCCUCUCUGCCAAAUUCCCUGCCCCUGUCUUCCCUGCCGGUUCCCCCCCUCUAGCCGACCUCCACCACCUCCUCCAAUCCCUCCUCACCCCUUCAUCUUCCUCCUCUUCCUCUUCGCACCCCGCCUCCUCCCCGUCCUACUCCUCCUCUUCCUCCUCUGAUUCCGCCUCCUCACUGUGGCUCCUAGCCCGUUUAGUCCCCCACCAACCCUUCCUAGGUAACUCCGUCCUAGCUGCUUCCUACUCCACUGCUGCUGCGGCUGCAGCCACAGCAUCAGCUGCUUCAGCCUCUGUUAUUGCUGGCGGUGCCUCUGCUGCUGUCCUGGCGAUUCCAGUGCAAGGGAUCGUGGAGAGGGGUGCGGAGGGGCUGGAGAGGGGUGCAGAGGGGUUGGAGAGGGGUGAGGAUGGGUUGGAGAGGGGUGAGGAUGGGUUGAAGCAGGUGCGGUCGUGCGAAGCCGAGAGCAACACCGAGGCGGUGGGAGGGGUGGCGAUGAUGGGGGGUGGGGAUGCGACAGGUGCGCUAGAGGUGAAUGGGCUAGAUGCUUUGGAACUAGAAAUGGACCUGAGCAUGGGACAGGGUGCUGCCAUGCAACUGGAACGACCAAACACUGAUGCUGCUACAGGAACAGCAGCAACAGCAUCAGAAGCAGCAGCUGUUGGGGACGCUGGUGCUGAGGGUUUUCCUGCUGCAGCAGCUGCAGUGGGAGAGGACGUAGCAGCACCUAUUCGCUCUGUCGCCCCCACCACCCCUGUCGCCACCCCUGUCACCAUGUCUCCUGAACUGGCAGCUGCGCUGGCUCCUGCUACGGCUGCCGCCCUCGCCCCUUCUUCCUCCGCUGUGUUCGCCCAUGCAGCAGCAACACCAACCGCGUCACCUCAGUCCAUUGCCUCUGCCACAUCUCCUGCCGCUGCUGUGCCUGCUUCUUCUGCUCUUCCUGCUGCUGUUCCUGCUGGUGGUGGUGGUGCUGCUGCUGCGGCAGCUGCACCUGCCACCGCACCAGCUUUGGCAGGGCCGCAAGCAGAUCUGUUGGACAAUCGGGCAUUGGUCGUGGUGUCACUCGUGCGCCUCCUAGUCUCUCCCAUCGUUGGCAUGACCAGCAUCAUGGCUCUCUACCACGCUCACCUCAUUCCCCAGGACCCUAUUUGUGUGCUUUGCCUCAUGGUAAGAGUGCUGACUGACUCAAUAAGCCCUUCCGUUAAGCUCCAAGACCCGUCCUCUGGCCGGAGUGCUUGCCUCACUCAUGCUUCGACAGUACGCGUUGGCCAUGCUACCCAUCACCAUCUGGGUCACCGUUUUCCUCACAAUCCUCAACAUCCCCAUGUGACGACCAUCGCAAUGUGGCACUUCACCCGCCACUGUAACUAG
Molecule: messenger RNA, 3309 nt
Organism: Closterium sp. Yama58-4
Lineage: Eukaryota; Viridiplantae; Streptophyta; Zygnematophyceae; Desmidiales; Closteriaceae
Source: the annotation of a GenBank genome assembly